This is a messenger RNA of Gongylonema pulchrum, 393 nucleotides long. Lineage: Eukaryota; Metazoa; Nematoda; Chromadorea; Rhabditida; Gongylonematidae. The record is from the annotation of a GenBank genome assembly.
AUGCAAAUUGAGCACGAAAAUGACGAUGAUGAUGGUGUACGCAUGAUAAGCCUCUGCAGACAGCAUUCGCUAGAAAUGUAUCGUUCAGUUUCGGCAAACCUCAACACAUCGUUUGUGUCACACACUCUUACACUUCCGGAAAUGGAAAAAAUAUUUUGGCUUUAUGCAUCUGUGGAGGAUAUCGCCAGUAUGCUCUCUGUCAGCGAAGAGGUUGUUUCGGAUGUGUAUGAGUACUGGAAAUUGCGACGCAUUGAUAAUCGGUAUAAGCCGCUGCUGAGUGACAGAUCUGAAGUUGAGCGACAGGUUGUUUGUCGUUUGCAAUCAUCCGCAGCUUCUCAUCCCGAAAGAUUGCGACAGGCGGUGCGCCAGAGUUUUGAACGGGUUAUUUUUUAA